Desarmillaria tabescens is the source of this 1165-nucleotide messenger RNA. RefSeq lists its product as uncharacterized. The record is from RefSeq and is a predicted model, not a curated record. Bases 9 to 968 code for a protein of 319 amino acids. The transcript is spliced from 10 exons. NCBI's taxonomy places the organism in Eukaryota, Fungi, Basidiomycota, Agaricomycetes, Agaricales, Physalacriaceae.
GUUUGGGCAUGGAUGCGCUAACGUUUCUCCUCGAAAUCCUUCUUGUUCUCUCAUUUAUGGUUCCUUAUCUUCUCGCGCAAGACCACACACAAUGUAAAGAUAGCAGUUCAGACUGGUAUACGAGUGUCGUGGGGGAGACGCCAUGUAGUACAUAUGAACGGCUACGCAAGUUAUGCAAUAGCAACUAUGUCUUGGGUUCCUUGGACCCCAAUAAUCCUCCGGACACAUGUGAUGAUGAAAUUGCCGAAUGUUGUUGCAAUUCGAUCUCGUUCGGUCUUAGUAUGUUGUGCCUGACAUGCCAGCAAGGAAGAGGGCCACAAGGCAACGGCAUCGACGCUGACACCGGCACAUAUCAGCAAUACCUCAUGCAACAUGGAUCGAAUUCGUUCUGUAACCCCAUUACUAACAAAUCAUUUACCGAUAACAUACAAACGGCGGUCUGUAAUAAUGAACUGAAGAUCCAUGAUGAUUUCUACGAUGGGGUGUUUUGGAACGAUGGGGCGUGGUUCUAUACGUGGACCCGCGAACGAAUGGAAACUACUAAUGCUGCUAAUGCAAACAACUCAUUCACACAUUGUACAUCAACAACACUGAAUGUAACCAGCGUUUCAGAGUCUCAGUCGACUAUGACAUCGGUCACGGAUUCCACUGCCACGAGCGCCUCAUCAGCUUCUCCCUCUAUGCAAGGUGAGAUCUCAAAGUCUCUCAGUGCGGGCGCCAUAGCAGGGAUCGUGGUUGGGAGUACUGUAUUCAUAGGACUGAUCGCGCUCUGUUUUGUCUGGCUGCUCUUGCACCGCAGGCGACCAGCCGUUAUCGAGAACUCCGAGACGCUGUCCCCACCCUUUUUAACUGAAUCCGUGACGGAAGAUGCUUCGGUUACUGCUCACCGAUAUGGAAAUUCACUAUAUACACUGACGAACGAGUCUUCAGAGAGUCAGUAUCUGGGAGAAAAAGUAGAGAAGAUAUGACCACUUGAUUAUACUGACUCGGAGUAAGGACUAUGCUAUUCGCUGCGGCAUUGAUUUUGUAGUAGGUGUUAGGUAUAGUUUAUUAAAUUUGGUGAAAAUUUGGCUACUAUCACUACUUAUGUUGCGGCAUCUUAUUCAUGGUCCACAUUGUGAUUGAACGCGUGUCAGGGGUACGAGUGUCUCGAUUUAGUUACCGG